Prorocentrum cordatum is the source of this 1497-nucleotide messenger RNA. Lineage: Eukaryota; Dinophyceae; Prorocentrales; Prorocentraceae. The record is from the annotation of a GenBank genome assembly.
AUGCGCAACCACAGAGUGAUGGAGCGACUUCCAGGCCAAGAUGAUGAACUCUGCACUGACGAGGAGGGCGGGGCGGUGGCGCUGCUCGGGGUGGGCCACCCUCGCCGCUGGCGAGUCAGGGCCGGACUCGUCACGGCCGCGGCGGCUCUCGGACUCGCCAGCCUCGUGCUGACGAUGGCUCCAUGGCACCACGGAGCAGUCACUGCGGACGGUCGUCAUCGGCGGCGGGGUCAAAGGGACACAAAGAUGUUUCACUCCCUGAACUCUAACGAACUAGACACGUCGACCCUACUGACGGAAGCGAUGAUAAAGGGGGACCUCCACCUCUACGUGCAGGACGCAACCAUCUUUACUGAGAAUGACGACAUCGUCAUCCUGGACACUGAUGGCGACCCCUCCGCCAGCGAGGAUGCAGUAGUGAAGAGCGUUGAGAACGGCAAGGUGAUACUCGUAGAUCCUGUGACGCAGAGCCUUCCAUCAAAUUCCGUUGUGAUCGUUCCAGCAAGCUCCGAGUCUGCUACAGGCUCCCACUACGUCAGAGAACACUCAGGCGCUAACGCUGACGGUGGAAAUAACAUGGCAUUCGCACUCAUGGUGUGGAGAGGUAUCCUUCUGUUUUUACUCCUCCUGUUCCUGAUCAUCCUCCUUAUCCUGUGCAUAUUCUGUAUGUGCUGUCGGAAAGCGACGGGCGCGGCAAAGACUGAGGAUGAGGAUGAGAAGUCGGAGGAACCCAUGGAACCAACGAAGUUCAUCUUCAAGCCGUCGGAUGACAGGGCUGUCAUCUGUCUCGAGGCGCCCAGCUUCGAUGCACCGGAAACAGGCCAUAAAAUGCAACCGGGCGAGAUAUUCACGGCCGUUGCGCAGCGGUUGCCGAUGGUGUUUGAACGCUUCUCGACCGUUGGAACGAAAGACGUGACGCUGGAGGACGAAGUUGAAACUUCUGGCAUGCGGUUCCUGAAGCUCGAGGACGGCAGGGGGUGGGUGUUGGACCGCGAACCUGGCUACGAGAUGUGCUACGAGCUCUUCACGGAGGUGGACGAGCCCUGGAAGUACGAGCCGGCCUUCGGCCAGAUGCCUAUCCUCCAGGCGCCAGACAUCGCAGGGGCAAGGACGGGGUCCAGGCUUCACCCGGGCGAGAAGUUCAGGGUGUGCGAGAUGCAGGCUUUCGACGACGGCGGCACCAUCUUCCUCAAGCUCGCGGGCGGCCAGGGCUGGGUGUACGACAGGGCGACGACAAACGGGGAGGUGCUGUGCAAGAGGAUCCUGGAGGAGACGUGGGUGUACCAGCCUGCAAAGAAAGCGCCCAUAACCAUUGAGACACAUCCCAGGAAAGAAGGAGAGCAUACUGCACACAAGAUCCUUCCCGGGACGCGCUUCGAGGUGGAGGAGAUACAGGCGGGCGACGACGACAUCCUCUUCCUGAAGCUCGCGGACGGCAGAGGGUGGGUGUUCGACAAGCACCCCGAGUACGGAGAGCUGUGCGCGAGGGUAGCCUAG